AUGCCCAAUACGCUUCCUGCCAAUAGAAGUGUUGGUACUGCUGCAGGGAUUCUCCCCAGCAAUCCCCCUACCGAGAGGACUGUUUGUGUACUGGACGGCCAUAGUCUAACCUGUGAGAAGUUGAUGGAGUUGUCGACUGGUAAUGUCGAGCUCACCCUCUCUGCAGCGGCCUGGGAUAAGGUCAAUAGGGGCCGCCAUGUGAUCGAUCAAAUACUGGAUAAGAACGAGGUGGCCUAUGGAAUCAACACUGGCUUUGGUAUGUUUUCGGACGUCAUAGUCGCGCCAGAUCAACUCUCUCAGCUGCAGGUGAAUCUGAUCCGGUCCCAUGCGGCUGGGGUUGGACCGCCUCUCUCCCGGGAGAGGACCAGGAUGCUUCUGGCUCUCCGGGUUAAUGUGAUCGCAUGUGGCCACUCUGGAGCUAGACCCGAAACGGUGGAGAAGAUGCUUGCGGCUUUCAAUAAGGAUUGUCUAUCGGUGGUUCCAUGCCAGGGUACGGUCGGCGCCUCGGGUGAUUUGGCCCCACUAGCUCAUCUUUGCCUGGGGUUGCUUGGAGAAGGGCUCAUGUGGGAUCCACAGUCAGCUGAGCCCAAACCCGCUGGGGAAGUCCUUGAAAGGCAUGGACUGGAACCCCUGCAGCUGGGUCCUAAGGAAGGACUAGCUUUGAUCAACGGGACGCAGCUGAUUUCGAGCCUUGGAAGCGAAGCCGUUAUGAGGUCGAUCAACGUAGCAAGAUGCGCUGAUAUCACCUGUGCCCUGUCUCUGGAGGUCCUUAUGGGCACCCAUAACGCCUUCCACCCUAAGAUCCAUGCGGCGAGGCCUCAUAGCGGGCAGAACUUGGUGGCAUCUAGAAUUCGCGGCUUACUAGAGCCUGAGAAACCAUCGAAGCUAUUCGAAAGUCAUCGAUACAGUGGGAAGGUGCAGGACGCAUAUACCCUACGUUGUGUGGCGCAAGUCCAUGGAGUUGUUUUUGAAACUAUUGAUUUUGUCAAGCGCCUGCUGGAAGUCGAGCUCAACUCGGCCACUGACAACCCUAUGAUUUUUACUGGAGGGGCGGACUUCUAUCCGACUGGUAGCGCCAAGGCCCCCGUAUGCACCCGCGGCAGAAUUGUCUCUGGAGAUGGAGCUGCCGCUUCGAAAGGUAGUGCGGCGACCACACCAGCAGGGGUGUCCUCGUUGAGUCCUAUCCACUCAACGCCCCAUGACAGCAGCCUUAAUCUCGAUGAUAGUUUCCCUCUUCUGGACGGCCCUGACGAUGCAAGUGACAUCUCUGACUUGAAUGGCGCCCGUAAGGAAAUCCAGAAGAUGCGGGCUCUUCUCAAAAACUUCAAACAGGAGAACACAGCCCUCAACACUCACCUCAUGGAGACUCUAUUGCUUGGUACUAGUGGCUUCAUUAUUUCCGGUGGCAACUUCCAUGGGGAAUACCCCGCGAAGGCGUUGGACUAUUUGGCGAUAGGCAUACAGGAGCUGGCUAACAUCUCGGAGCGCCGCAUGGAAAGGCUGGUCAAUCCGGCUCUGUCGAAUCUCCCGGCAUUCCUCGUUCAAAACGGCGGUCUUAACUCGGGAUUCAUGAUAGCUCAUUGCACUGCUGCUGCGCUAACCAGCGAGAAUAAGGUUCUAUGUCACCCGUCAUCUGUGGAUACUCUAUCUACCUCUGCGGCUAAAGAGGAUCUUGUGUCUCUGGGAGAGGCUCUCCGCAGGGAAGUGCCUUGAGGUCAUCUCCAAUGUCGAGGUCGUCAUUGCUAUUGAGCUCAUGGCUGCUUGUCAAGCCCUCGAAUUCCACCGACCCUGUCGCACUACGGUGCCACUAGAGGCCGUAUAUGAUCUUAUACGGUCGGCCGGUGUAGAUCCAUAUGAUGAGGACCGCUACAUAGCCCCGGACAUUGACAAAGUCACCGAUCUCGUUAGGUCUGGUGCGGUAUGGAGAGUGGUGGAACCUUACCUUAAACAACGAGAGGAGAGUCAAAUCGACGAGGUCUCCCCCAUUGACAUGAUGCCGAGGGGUGAUAUCCUCACCCUGAGCCGGAAGCUUUAAUAGCUCGCACGAGUUGGGUAGACCGUGGAAGUAAUUUGACUUGGGAGCACCUCCAUGUUUCUAUAU
This is a messenger RNA of Perkinsus marinus ATCC 50983, 2101 nucleotides long. Its product is annotated as Histidine ammonia-lyase, putative. The transcript is spliced from 15 exons. Gene Ontology annotation, molecular function: histidine ammonia-lyase activity. Lineage: Eukaryota; Perkinsozoa; Perkinsida; Perkinsidae. The coding region runs from base 1 to 1713 and encodes 570 amino acids. The record is from RefSeq and is a predicted model, not a curated record. Gene Ontology annotation, biological process: L-histidine catabolic process.